AUGGCCUCCACAACCACGAGAUUAUUCUCACAGUCUGUCGUCUACCUCCCUCUACAAUGGUCUCUCCUCCGCCACCUCGCCAAGAUCCUCGAGAAUGGUGGUGCAAAGCUAGCAUCCUCUUACAGGGAGCAGGGUGUGACGAUCAUUACAAUGGUCUUUCCCACUCUUGAAGCGGAUACAUCCAUGACCCGUCUCCUUCUGGCGGAAUACCGCGCCAUUGCCCUCGGUCAAGGGCGCAUAUAUUACCUCCUUUCGCACCAAGGCAAACCCAGCCUCCCCAAUCCCCAGCUUGACAAGUUCAAGCUGAGCCUAGCCGCUCGUAGAGAGUUAAAGCGCAAGUUGGUCAACUCGACACCCGUCGCAGCCGCGAAACCCCGCCGCAAACGUAUCGAUGUGCUCGACGACACUACAGCGCCCUCCUCCCGCCGUCCAAAGAUUUCAAUGCCUAUGGCAAAAGCUCUGAACACAUGGUAUACUGAGGAGGAGAAGCACACCAAGAAGAAGCCCCGCACAAUUUCUCCCCUCACCCCACGGCGCCCCACCCUCUCCGUCACGAUGCCGCCACCCGCCACGCCAUCUCACCCGUCACCGUUGGCACCCAAAGGAGGACACAUUUACCCACGUCCUUGCGGACACAUAAUCUAUAUCCCCCUGCACUUCUCGAUGUUCAAGUGGGCCGCAGCGCUCAUCGAGAAAUCGGGCGAACGUGUCACCACCUCGUACCGUGACACGACCACGACCAUCAUCUUGUUCGCUUUUCCGACGCUGGACGGCGACGCGGCAACGAGACGUAUCCUUCACCAGGAAUACGCCAACAUUGCCCGUGUGCACAAGGAUGGCAAGGGGCCCAAACUAGUCGCGAUUGAGUGGCUACACUACAUGGUCGCUAGCCAGAUGCUCAACAAAGGGCCCUCACGGGCACAGGUCGAAAAGUUCUUGAUGAGUCCGAUUGAGAGCUUCUUGAGCGCGCUUGCACCUUCGAACACCACAUCCUCCCACCACAAAGCGACGCCGUCAAACAGCGACCGUUCUCACGACAACAAUACCAAUUCUUUGCUUGGUAAAAGGUCCACUGCCAUCACCCAUUCGGAAAUAUCCCACCAGCACCACAAGAAGCAGCCACACACUGCCGUCCCGACCGAGACCUCUCCCAUCCACCUGAACGACGACGGCGACAACACCGCUGAUCCGCUGAGAAACGACAUCGUGGCCGGCUAUCUUGCUUCUUUCUCCGACUGCAACCUUGAAUCCUCAUGUCCUCUCUACAUACCUUUCACCGCCAUGGCAUCCACCCUGAUGCCAUCCAGAUUCGGCAUUUACUUUCGCUUGCAACAGCCGACGUGCGCGUGGCUGGCCAGGUUAAUCGCCGCACGUCACUGCCUUCUCGUCACCAGCUAUGUAUGUACCCACCCUCCUUGA
Apiotrichum porosum is the source of this 1419-nucleotide messenger RNA. RefSeq lists its product as uncharacterized. The transcript has 7 exons. The coding region runs from base 1 to 1419 and encodes 472 amino acids. The record is from RefSeq and is a predicted model, not a curated record. NCBI's taxonomy places the organism in Eukaryota, Fungi, Basidiomycota, Tremellomycetes, Trichosporonales, Trichosporonaceae.